AUGGCAGCGGCAAGGCCUUCAGAAGCUCUUCGCUGCCUUGACUGGCAUUUCGCUCCUGCAGAAGGUCUCUUACUCGGAGACUGCCCGCUUCCACAGCAGCAAGGAGCAUCCAGUGAACGGGCAGGUGAUGCACCCUCUGAUCUGGAACUUGACCCGCUUCCACCCCUUCUGGGCGCUGAUCGAGAUGACGAUGGGCAUCGUCGCGGCCAGGCACGUCAUGCUGGACACGGAGGAGGACAAGAAGAAGCCGACCACGAACCCCCUGUGGCUCUUCAUGGCGGCUUACGCUUCCCUGGGUCUGCGCUUGACCAAGUUCGACUUCAACGAUGCGAUCAUUCGUGGCUUGAUCUUUGUCCCGAUCUUCACGAAGUUCCUGACGCAGAUGCACAGGGAUGCGCUCUCUGCGAAUCCGGCAGCCAUCACACGCUUCUUCGGCUCCAAGCCGAUGGCCACGCUGGGCUCCAUCGCCUUCCCGAUGUUCAUCCUGCACGGCCCAAUUGGACAGAUCUUCUACAAGAAGGUUCUGGCCAAGCGGAUCUGGGGUGCUCCGAUGCCGACGUCCUUCUUCCC
Molecule: messenger RNA, 570 nt
Organism: Symbiodinium necroappetens
Lineage: Eukaryota; Dinophyceae; Suessiales; Symbiodiniaceae
Source: the annotation of a GenBank genome assembly